GAGAGAGAGACCAUUCCAAGCACGCCACCACCCAAAACAACCUCCACCCACCCAACACCACCAACCAACCAACAAGGGUGCGGCCAGGGCCAACCCACUCCCAGGAGAAGGAAAAGACAAGUCCCUCCCUUCCUUCCCACCACGCGCGCGAGACAACAAGAGAGAGAGAGAGAGAGACAACAAGACAACAAAGAGCCACCCAGCGCUCUUGCUUUCGUGCUUUUCUUUCUGCCCCCUUUUUUUUUUUCUUUUGCCCCAAGGACUUGCUUGCUUCUCUCCACUUGUUCUCGUUGCUCUUCUCCUCUUCCUCUCCUCAGCUCAAGACCACUGCGUGGCGUGGAACGGCGGCGCAAACCAUGGUGGUGGCUGUGCUUGGCAUCAUCUUGUUGGCACUUGUGAGUGUCAGCAGUGGUUCCACAAGCGUGGACCAGCAACCCGCUGAAGCAACCACCUUUGAGCGCCUCGAUCAAUCUCAGACUGGCCGUGUGACCACCUUCCACAUCCCAUCGAGCGGAGUGUGGCAGAGUUUCACUGCUGGUCUCACUGGAAACCUCACUCGCCUUGAUGUCCUCCUUGGCCAAGCAAAACCCGGGGACACAUGCAACACGUAUGAUGGCGAUCUUGUGCUGUAUGAGGGAAGCGGUCGCUUCCAGGCGCCGUUCUUCUCCCAGCACUCCCAAUUGACCAGCCAACGCGUCGUGGGCUCGGAAUGCCGGUGCACCAGCAAGGACUGCGUUGUGUGGCAGUCAUUUGUGCUGAGCUCCGCUGUUCCUGUCGUAGCUGGAGAGCGCUACUCUUUCUUCCUUUCCCCUCCACACCGCCACCGCCGUAUAUCCUUCCGCGUUGGCCUGGCCGUCGCCGACCUCUACACUGCCGGCAGCAACCACUUUGCGGCACCCGGGUAUGACUUUACGUUCAAGACCUAUGUCAACGUGGACAGCGACGCCGUGGAUCUGAGCCAGCAAGAAGACAGCACGCAGCCCACCGGCAGUCCCGAAGGAUCCACAGCAGAGCCCACCGACCGCAAUGCCAGCAAUAGCGCAGGUAGCGCCGUGCAGACGUCGCUGCUGGUGGCGGGCCUGGUGUGUGCAGCCACCAUCUUCGUGGUGCUGGUGAUGGCGUUUGUGCGGCGGCAGCGUCGCCGCGGCGCGCGGGUGCUGGCACUGGGCACAUUCGCACCGCGCGGCACCGGAGACAAGAACAGCCGCAUGCGUGGUGGCGACGCUGCAGAUGUUGACGCCGUGGUGUUUGACGAUCUCUUCUACCACGAUGACGAUGCGGCGGCAGCAGGGACGUGGCGGCAGACGUUUGAGGCCGCACUCGACGGCCAGCCGGUACAGCGGGCGUGGGAUGCCGAGUCACAGCACUUCACGACAACCGUGUCCGGCGACGCUGGCCUGUGGCAGCGCCACCCUUCACCACUGUCGCACGAGCAAACCGAGGAUGGCGGGCGUGGCGAGGGUCAUGGACACGGGUGUGAUGCUGAGGAGGCUGCUGCUGAGGCUGAGCUGCAUCGGCAUAUGGGUGGUGUGGGUGCACGUGCUGCGCAGAUGCGGGCGCGUGGGCACCAGCAUACUGUGCUGUGGCUUGAGUUCAACGAGCCGUCCGCACAUGACGGCGUGAUGAUGCCGUCAACCACACACAGUGGCAGCGGCGGCGAUCGUGGUGGUGAUUGGGAUAACUGGGACAGCGCUGACGUCUAUGUUGAUGACGCACACGCGAACGUGUCUACCACAUAACGAGUGUGUGUGUGUGCUUUGUGUGUGCGUGUGUGUGCUGUGUAUGCGUGCUUUGUGUUGUUUGUGUCGUCGUGUCUGUGCAUGCGUGUGCUUGUUCGUUGCCUGCUGUAAACGAGUGGCUUGCUGUGGCAGGCUGGCAGGCUGGAUGGCUGGCUAUUGCUCAGCGUCUCAGUCUCCUUGUCAGCCUCCGACCGAGUCCAAGCUGCGUCUUCUUCUGCGUCUUCUCUUCUUCUUCUUCUUCUUACCUUUGGCUCUGUGGAGCGCGUCUUGCCGAAAACCCUGGCCUAAUGGCUUCCUGUCCCUUUCCCUUCUUCUUUCCCCUCCUCUUCAGUUUCUUCCUUCUCUUCGACCUCUUCCUUGCACCAUGUACAAUGACCAAUACAGAGAAAAGGAGAA
Messenger RNA from Salpingoeca rosetta, 2135 nucleotides. RefSeq lists its product as uncharacterized. Lineage: Eukaryota; Choanoflagellata; Craspedida; Salpingoecidae. The transcript has 5 exons. Bases 357 to 1739 code for a protein of 460 amino acids. The record is from RefSeq and is a predicted model, not a curated record.